Molecule: messenger RNA, 1848 nt
Organism: Elaeis guineensis (African oil palm)
Lineage: Eukaryota; Viridiplantae; Streptophyta; Magnoliopsida; Arecales; Arecaceae
Source: RefSeq, a predicted model, not a curated record
CGGCUGCGACGACCGAUCCCUGCUCCCUUCCAACCUUUUCGCGUUCUCUUUCUUGAAAUAAAAAGCGAAGCAGUAGAGGAGAAGAGAUGGUUGCGGUCGCCCAGUCUUCCCCUCCACGUCCUCUGCUCCGCCUCCUGCCUCAUGCCCCCUCCCUCAUGUCUCCUCUCCCCCUCCCCCGCCUCCGCCCACCAUCGGUCUGGACGGCAGAAAUCCAACGGUGGAUAAUAGUCUCCACACGACUCGACAGUAUGUACAGACUAACACCGUAUAUACGCGUCACUCUAUAAAUAUGGGCUCGCCGAGCGUGCGAUCCCUCUCUCGCACGCUAUAUCUUCUUUUCUGCAGACGCGUCCUCGCCGCCUCCGCCCCUCCUGUCUUCUGCUGCCUUUUUCGUCCGUCUGCUUCCAAUUGGAAAGGAGAUAAGAUUCCUUCUUGUUGAUUUAAGGUGUUUGAGCCUGUUUUCCCGAAGCCUUUGCAUAAGAUGCACUUCCUUGCAUCAUCUCACCAUUAUGCAGGUGUCAAGUUGGACUUUUAUAAUAUUAAAUGGACAGCAAGAAGUUUUUGCAGUUGGUUGAAGAGAAGAAAAAGAGAAUGCUGGAGAAGAGAGAAGCCCCCCUAAAAUGGGAACAGAAGCUAGAAUCUGCAGCCAAGGCAAAAGCUGAUGUGGAAACAAAGGAGAGGAAGCUGAAGGCCAUAAAGCACAAGAGGAAGAUGGAUUCAGCAUCUGAUUAUGACAGUGAUUCUGAUGACAGUGACAUUGACAGGAAGCACAGGAAGAAGAAGGCUCACAAAAAACACCGGAAACAUGGUCAUUCCGACUCCUCAGAAGACAUCGGGAGGUGUAGACACAGAUCAAAGAAAAGGAACACAAGCUCAAGUGAUGAGAGCAGCAGUGAUGGAUACUAUAGCGGGUCUGAGGAAGAUCAUCGGAGGAAGAGACGCUCCAAGAAGAGGAGGCAUGGACAUCAUUCUUCAAGAACAGAGUCCAGCAGCUCAGGAUCAAGUAGUGAAGAUGAAGUCAGAGGAGUACGAAAGGGCCACUCUAGGCACCAUAAGCGCCACCACAGAUCAAAUGAUGAGGACUCAGCAUCAGACUCUGAACAGAGGAAGACUCACUUGAAGCGGAAUCACCAUCAUAUAUCAAGUACUGAUGAUUCUGUGUCAGAUUCUGAUGAUCACAGGCAUAAUAGAAGGAGCCACUCUGUGGGGAAGUCAUCAGAUGAUGACUGGGAGGAGGUUGGGAAGCAAAGAGAUACCAAGAAGCCUCAUCACAAGCACGAGCACCACCACCACCCUCGCCAUCACAAUCAUCGCCAUCAUGAUCAUCAUCGUAAUUUGGUGGAUUCAAAUGGUAAACAGGGAGAGCAUGAAAGAAAGCAAUCUCCUGAUGAAGGUGAUAACAGUUGAAAUUGAUUUUAGUACCGACCGUCCAUCAUUCUUUUUGCUUGGAAAUGAUUAGAUGCAUGACGUGAAGGCUUGGAGUACCUACUAGUUCAAGGUGGGCAGGGAUGACGAGACUUGAUUUAGAAUGUUGGUGAUUUGGGCGUGUUCGCAGAACACAAGUGCAUGAGUAAACUUGUUUGAUUGUUUUUGGUGUCUGUUUUAGUUGGUGCUGCAUGUCCGGAACUUUUAUUGUUGCUUCUAACGAAACUUGGAUAGCCUUGGAUGACUCCAUUCAAAUUAUGUUGUCUCAAAUGUUUAAUUUGGUUAUUCUAGGCUGAUACGGUUAGAACUAAUCGACAGUUGCAGCUGUAUUUAAGCGGAACUUCUCAUUUUUAAAGUUGCGUAAGUUGCGUAUGUAAUCUUCUCUUAUUGGCUUAUAUUGAACUUUAGUGGUAGUUAACUUGA